CUGGGCAUCACCAUCACACUCUCACAUGAACAAGAACCUUUGGGAACAGCUGGGCCACUGGGUCUGGCAAGGGAGAUACUGGAGAAAGAUGCCGAGCCUUUCUUUGUUCUGAACAGUGACGUCAUCUGCAGCUACCCCUUCAAGAAGAUGUUAGAACUACACCACUCGCACGGGAAGGAGGGAACCAUUGUGGUGACAAAGGUGGAGGAGCCAAGUAAGUAUGGUGUGGUGGUGUACAACCCAACCAGUUGGCAGAUUGGCAGGUUCGUGGAGAAACCAAAGAUCUUUGUCUCCAACAAGAUCAAUGCCGGCAUAUACAUCUUCAGCCCAACUGUCCUCAAGAGA
This is a messenger RNA of Geodia barretti, 345 nucleotides long. NCBI's taxonomy places the organism in Eukaryota, Metazoa, Porifera, Demospongiae, Tetractinellida, Geodiidae. The record is from the annotation of a GenBank genome assembly.